CUUGCUUCUUCAAAACGACAAUGACGCUGUUGUCGUUCUCCAUGGUUAAGCCUAUCAGAUGACUGAACGAUGAAGGUACUGGCCGUGGGUUGCGGCGAUUCAAAAACCGAUGCUUUGAAAACAGCUACUAGCUCAUGUUAGAACACUGUACCUGCUUGAUUUCUUCUUUCCGAGUACGACGCUAGGGCUUUUCCUCUCUUUGAUUAGCGAUAAUUUUGUCAGCAUUGCCACGAUACACAAAUAUAGAGCGAUGAGCAAAUUUUUUACAGUCUUGUCUCUGUUGUGGCAUACAAUACAUGGUAUAUUAUGAUACACGAAGUGGGCGGCUCCCUCGUCGUCCCUGGAAAAAACGCGGUCGAAGGGAGGCCACUCUAAAUACUUAGCCUAACAAAAUGGCGGCGCCCAAUACCAAAUAUGGCUUGUUUAUACCCAAGAAGACCGGCAGAGGUGCAAUGCUGACACAAGCAACAAAAAGAAAUGUGUUUGGAGAUGACAGUGAUGAGGAAUCUAGUAAUAUACCUAAAUCAGGUACUUCGAAGAAAGUGACCACUGAUUUGGCAAAAGUUAAAAAACAGACACAGCUAGAAAUAGACAAAGCCAUCCUGCAGGACCCCACAGUAUAUGAAUAUGAUGCUGUGUAUGAUAACAUCCAGGCAGAAAAAAUUAAGUCAGAUGUGAAGGAAAAAAAUAAACAGGAUCGAAAGCCCAAAUAUCACAGUUUGCUGAAGAUGGCAGAAGUUAGAAAGAGGGAGGAGGAGAGACGGACAGAGAGAAAGGUUCAGAAGGAGAGAGAAGAAGAGGGGAACCAGUUUGCAGAUAAAGAAGCUUUUGUUACCUCAGCUUAUAAGAAGAAGAUGCUAGAACAAGAAGAAGCAGAAGAGAAGGAAAAAAAAGAGGCUGCAUUAGAAGCCAUGCUCGAUGUGACCAAGCAGAAAGACCUGAGUGGCUUUUACCGCUAUUUGUACAGGGAGACAACUGGAAAAGAAACAACAACUGAAAAACAUGACGAAUUUAAGGUGAAGCUGGAACCAAAAUCUGAUAGAGAAAGUGAUGACAGUACUGAUUCUUCAGUUCAAAGGAAACAAUUAAAAAAAUCAAGCCAUGGGAGAGACAGAGAGCAGACAGAGAACAAGACAGAGAGCAAAAGAAGGAGAGAGAGAAGAAGGACAGAGAAAAAUACAUCAGGGAUGACAGGAGCAGAUGUAGGAGAUCAAGGUCAAGAUCUCCUGCUCAAAGGGGCUCAAAAUCAGACAGAUCAACUUAUGAAUCAAAAUCAAAUAAGAGUGAACAAGUCCCAAAGUAGGAGAAGAUCAAAAUCCAGAUCACCCCAGAAAAGUAGACAUGCAAGAGAUAAACAUCGAUCACGCUCUCAAGAUAGAAGGCAAAGGAGUUCAAAGUCUCCAGAUGGCAGACAAAAGUCAAAGGACAGAAAGUCAAGAAGAUCACAUUCAAGAGAGAAUGAGAAAGAAAAGGCUAGCAAAGAGGAAAAGAAGAAAACCACAUCCACGGCAAAAUUGACUCGUGAAGAUCCAGACACUGAUGGCGAAUCAGACAGGCCAACAGAUUUCUCAUCAUCUAAAGACAAGCUUGUUCAAACUAAGUCACCCCCAGAAGAUCUUGACAGAGAUGACUCUUUGUCCGAAAGUGAUUCUUCGGAAGAAGAAGUGGGUGUGCAGGAGGAGACAACAAGCAUGUCAGGAAGAAAGCAGCCUUUUAGUGCAAAAGAUGGAGAUGGACAGAAGGCUCAAACGGAGAAAACAGGUGAAAGCAAGGUAGAGAAAAGCCAGCUCAAAUAUGCACGACACACGUCAGAUGAGGGUGUUUCAGAUGCUCGAAAGCGAUUCUUGGCCAGGAAGUUAGCCAAAGAAAGAGCUACCGCUGUAGAUGCUGAGUAGUGUGUCUUAGUCCAGUCGCUUGUUGGCUAUAGCGCUUAUGGUGUCAGGUGAGAACUAGCAGCAUGUUCUAGAAGAGAUGUGUAAUUCCUGUAUUUGAGUUUUAUGUUAUGUUUAUUUGGGUGUAAAAUGCCUUAACAGUUGGUGAAUGCAAAAUGAAUUGAAUUUCAGAAGAGCACUUUUAAUAUCAAGCAGCACUUCAGUGUGGAUAAAGCAACUAGGGUGUGUGUGCAUGUGCACACCUUGAUGGAAUACAUAUACAUGUUUCCUGUAUUCCACAGGUAAUUUUCUUUGAUGCAGACUUUCACUUACCUGUAGUGUGUGUGUAUUCAUCCACAUACACCACUUUUCAUACAUCCCCUCAAAAUUUUGUUUUCCAAAGAGUAUGCAGAUGAUCUGAAAUGUAAUAUUCACCUCCUCUAAAGUUAAUUUGUGAUUUUAAGCUUGUGUGUGAGGAGAGUGUUAUAUAGACUUUUGGUUACAGACAUUUGUGAUCUAGGCUGUAUUAAUCAGAAAAAUUGCAAAUGAAUUCUGAGAAAUUUGAAAGACUCUUUGCUGUUUGAAAUCGAAUAUGUUUAUCACUGCCUUCUAGGUUUCAUUACUAAAUUGGUCACUGAAGUACCAGGUGGAAAAUUAAGUCCAAGGGACUUUGCAGGUGUAGCUGGAGCUUAAACCCUCAUGGUAUUUAGCAUGGGAGUGCAUGUCUGUUUCUGUGAUAAAUUGUUUAUGGCAAUCACUGCAUCUUUUGGUAA
Pomacea canaliculata is the source of this 2644-nucleotide messenger RNA. RefSeq names its product nuclear speckle splicing regulatory protein 1-like. NCBI's taxonomy places the organism in Eukaryota, Metazoa, Mollusca, Gastropoda, Architaenioglossa, Ampullariidae. Gene Ontology annotation, biological process: regulation of alternative mRNA splicing, via spliceosome. The record is from RefSeq and is a predicted model, not a curated record.